AGUUCUUCCAUAGAAAGGAGUGAUCUAUCCCAAAUUCAGCACGAUUUCUGGGCUUGGUCCUGUGAUGUGUGUGACCAUGGACAGUGGAAUAAAACUAUAUGCUCAGUGAAAGCAACCAAAGGAAUUUGGGCAACACAGAAAAAAUUAAAUAUGAUGAAGAAUGAAGAAACGAGUUUUAAUGUGGACAGUACACGAGCCUCUCCCUUUUCCUGCUGCCUGCAGCCACUGAGCCCUGUUACAAAGCCACAAAGAAUGACUCCAUUUGGUGAAGAAUUCAGACCACACCCCUCACAUUUCCACUAUGGCCAUCCUCCUCUUGGAGACAUGGAAACUUUCCAAGGGUCCUUGGAAGGAGGGUCUCGGAAACGCAAGAGCAUGCCAACAAAAAUUCCACCUUCUAUCACUCUUGAGGGUUCCUCAUCACCACCAGACAGACCUGAAGAUCACAAUGAUAUAGGCUCUUCCAGUCUCCCCAUGGUGUUUCAACAGCCAGCACAGCACAAAUACAGUUCUCAGAUGAUCGACCUCUGCAACUUUGGUUUUCAGUUCUACAGAACUCUGGAGCACUUUGGAGCCAAGCCCAUUAAGCAAGAACCAGUGAAGCCUAAGAUGGCAUGGCCCAGUAGCCCAGCAUUCAUGCAGGCUCCUCACCCUUAUUAUCCUAAAGUCCAUCCUGGCUUAAUGUUUCCUUUUAUUGUGCCCCCAAACUUUCAUUUCAGGAACCCCUUUCAAAUGAAAAGGCCUCCAGAGCCACCCUUCAGGAGGGCUGAAGUAAGAGGAUGUGGUGAAAAUAAACAGAAAGUGGAAAGAGUAGAUGUCAACCUUCAGAUAGACGACAGCUACUAUGUUGAUGUGGGGGGUGUACAGAAACGCUGGCAAUGUCCCAUGUGUGAGAAGUCCUAUACAUCCAAGUACAAUUUGGUCACCCAUAUCUUGGGGCACAGUGGCAUUAAGCCACAUGCUUGUAUCCGAUGUGGCAAACUUUUCAAGCAGCUGAGCCACUUGCACACGCAUAUGUUGACACACCAGGGCACUAGGCCACAUAAGUGCCAGGUGUGCCACAAGGCUUUCACUCAAACCAGUCAUCUUAAGAGACACAUGAUGCAACACAGUGACAUCAAGCCUUACAACUGCAGGAUCUGUGGCAGAGGUUUUGCCUAUCCCAGUGAGCUGAAAGCACACGAGUCUAAGCACGAGAAUGGCCCAGAGAACAUUUGCGUGGAGUGUGGUCUGGACUUCCCAACCUUGGCCCAGCUGAAAAGACACUUAACAACCCACCGUGGCCCCAUACAGUACAAUUGCACUGAAUGCGAUAAGACCUUCCAGUACCCGAGUCAGCUGCAAAACCACAUGAUGAAGCACAAAGACAUCCGUCCGUAUAUCUGCACUGAAUGUGGCAUGGAGUUUGUGCAGCCUCACCAUCUCAAACAACACUCCCUAACUCACAAGGGUGUGAAAGAGCACAAAUGUGGAAUUUGUGGCCGGGAAUUUACUCUGCUGGCCAACAUGAAGCGACAUGUCCUGAUCCACACCAAUAUCAGAGCCUAUCAAUGCCAUUUGUGCUUCAAGAGCUUUGUGCAAAAGCAGACUCUCAAGGCUCACAUGAUUGUUCACUCUGAUGUUAAACCCUUUAAAUGCAAGCUGUGUGGAAAGGAAUUUAACAGAAUGCACAAUUUAAUGGGACACAUGCACUUGCACUCAGACAGUAAGCCUUUCAAAUGCCUCUACUGUCCCAGCAAAUUCACCUUGAAGGGGAACCUAACCAGGCACAUGAAAGUCAAACACAGCAUCAUGGAAAGAGGAUUUCAUUCUCAAGGUUUUAGAAGAAGAAUUUCUCUGUCCCAGGCAAAUGUCUUGAGAAGCUUGGAACAGGAAGAACCCUUUGAUCUUUCCCAGAAAAGCCAAGGGAAGGGAAUCUCAUUUCAUUUGGAUGGCGAGAGUGCCAAGGGAAGCUCAUGCAAGGAAGAGGAAGACAACUGCUAUGAGACAAAGCAUUACAGCCCUGGCAUGUACCAUCAUGACAACAAGCUGUACGUGGCUCAAGAUCUGUCUGGCAAACCUGAGUGCAUGAUGAACUGCAAUGAGAAGGAAGAAAUGCUAAGUGAGGGAGGACUGGAGAAGAGAAUAGGAAAUUCAGACAAACAGGAGAGCCAAGGAGAGAGAGACCUUGUAAACAACAAAGAACACCUCAGCUUUAGAUCCUUUGAAAAGGCCAGACUUAGCCAUUCUCUCUCUGAUUACUUGUAUUUCAAACACAGUAACAAGAGUUUGAAAGAAUUACUGGAAAGAAAAAUGGAAAAACAAACAAUGUUUAUAGGCAUUUAAAUGGACAUUUUAAAACAGCUGGAAAAAUGGAACCAGAUAGCUUUUAGCAUGAACUGUAAUUUACCAAAGCCUGGAAGUUUGUAGUAGUCUUUAGAAAUAAACAAGCCAAAUGAAUAAAAAUAUUUUAAGGUGAAACACAUACAUUAGAAGAAUAAAGCAGUCCAAGGUCACCAAGAAAUGCAAUAGAUAUUGAACACUAACAUUUUUGUACUUAUCCAAUUGAUGUAAAAGCAGACAGUGGGGUGGGUACAGAAGUUUAUUUUCCUUUAUCUGGGAUGGUAGACACUUAUACACAAUUUUCUAGUUAUCAAAAAACAACAUACUUUAGAGUUUGACUUAUUAUCUGACUAAAUAUAUAUGAACAUUUCUAACCAUAGGUCUCAAAAAAUCUGAAAAUGCUAAGUAUUUCACAGUAUAAGCAAGAGUACUGUUAAAUAUGGUGUGCAUGAAAGUGCUGUCACUCCCAGAACUAAAUACUUUCAUUUACUGAAGUUACUGUUUUAGUUCAACCACUUACAAUGAGAAAUGGGAAACAAAUUAAGAAGAAAUGCUAACAUCUUGUAAGAUAGUGAAGUGCAACUCUGCAAGGCUUUGAAAGGACUGGAAUUUGUUAUGGUCACAGAAGCUUUUCCUCUGGCACAAGAGAUGUUCAUGUUUUGCUAUGUUUCAGUCAGUAAGGGAAUAUUCAGCACUUCUUCAAGUGAAAUAGCAUGAACUGCAUUGACAUUUUGUUCUACUGUCUGCUCAGACCAAUACAUUUAAUCAGCAGCAGCAGCAGCAUGUAGCAUUUGCAAGUCUUGCUGUAAUUACACAUAAAGCAAUGAGUCAUUUCAUUCAGAAAAUGAUGUAAUUUUGCUGUUUAUCUGUUCAGUUUAAUUUAGCUAGCAAGGAUGAUUUUGAAAUUUCCAGGUCUGAUCAGAUUUUGUUUUAGAAGGGAUUUUAUUUUACUUUAGAGGUCCCCAGAAUGGCAAUGCUAUUUAGGAAUAAUUUGUAAUGUAAAUCCCUUUUCUUGCAUUCUUCCUAGAAAGUGGAGAAUAUUUCAUUACAAUGAAGCCUUGAGACCAUGCCCGGUCACAUAGUCACACUAAGCUAAUUCACAAGCACCCAUGGAUAAUUCAUGUUAGAGUAGUAAAGAACUCAUCUAAAACUGUAAGUGAUCAGUCAGAGGAAUUGCAAACAAAACUAUUACUGAGAUACUAUUACUGAGAUAAGGAGGCAGUGCCAAGUGACCCAAGCAAAAGGAUUAGAUGAUAGUCCUCCCUACUGCAGAACAUAAUGCAGCUGGGUCUAAGACACUUAUAAAGAGGCCCCAAGGGACAAAUUAAAAGUGAAAUAACAGCCUUCAUUGUGAAGCACCUUGCUUUCCAAACAUAAGUUAUUUUCACACUGUUUACAUUGGCACCAUUUUGGGAACAGACAGUAACAGCCUUGCUUUUGUUUUUUAAUAGCUUUGAAAAUGCUUUAUAGAAAUUUGCUCUCAUAACCAAGUUAUUUCCCAUUUUUGAAGGAUUAGCUUCCUUAUUUUGCUUUGAAUAGAGGCCCAGAAGUCCUGUAGAGACAUUGCCUGUCCCCUGGACUUUGGGACACUAAUUUUCUUUUUUCCUCCUUCCUAAUCUGUUUAUCUACCUUUUUCUUGCAAUGUUGUGGAAAAAAAAGUAUCUAUCUGACUCUUCUCUGUUAUUUGGGUUUUCAGCUUGUGAUAAAACAUUAAAUUAAAGACCAGUCUCCACCACGUCUAUAUUAAAUCACAUCCAUACCAUUUCCCUGCAUUAUUACAUGAAGCCUAACUUCAUCCUCUUGGAGAGCAUCAGAGCAAAUAAGAGUGACCACAAACUCAUAAAACUGAGAUGCUUUCCAAACCAGAUGCUCAAGAAGUCUUGCUGAGGAAUGGUAAAUUGGCAACUCUAUAAUGAGCCUGGGCAAGUGAAGGCACUUGGUUUGUUAAAUUAGAGGCUUUUCUGCUGUAAAGGGCAGCAGAGAGAAUUCUGCAAGACACUACAGAACAGAGUAGGUGGAUGAAAAGUCAAAAGUUGGGUUAAUAAAAUUUGAGGGUAAAGAAAUAUGAUGUAUUUACUGAGAAAGUGAAGUUGUAGGUAAUCUUGGACUGAGCU
Molecule: messenger RNA, 4436 nt
Organism: Aquila chrysaetos chrysaetos
Lineage: Eukaryota; Metazoa; Chordata; Aves; Accipitriformes; Accipitridae
Product: zinc finger protein 366
Exons: 6
Coding region: 151-2325 (724 amino acids)
Source: RefSeq, a predicted model, not a curated record